AAAGUAAAAAUCAAUGGUGCAAAGUGAUCUUAAAUAAGGAAGCGAGUUCCAUGGUAAACAUGGUUCGAGCAUCGCAAUUAUAAUAAAGCAAAAAAAAAAAAAAAAAAGAAACAACCACUGAGCGGUAAUUAUCAGGAAGCCACUAGUUACAACUAAUUGAAGGUGAUUCCGGAUUAGAAGCAAGCCACUAUUAAGUGGCUAACACGGUUGCUUCAUUAAGAGCAAUUACUCCCUAUUUUGCGGCAACUACAAAUAGACGUUGUUCACUAUGAUAUAUUUCCACGUGUUUAUUGCAUCUUGUCCUGUUAUGCGAUUAAAGAGUUACAACCUUGCGUUUCUAAUUUAUUGGACGUAUACGCACCAGACAUUAAUUUCGUCUACGUAUUCGUGAAAUUGCGAGAUUCAUUCAUCGCGAAGUAUUAGAAUACGUUGGACCAAAGUGGAGGACAUUCGUGGCGAAUAUGUCGAUCGCAAUAUUCUUCACAUUUGCAACUUGCAUUCUACCCUGGAUCGCCUAUUAUUUGGCCGACUGGAGGAUGACCUGUAUUGUCACCUCAGUUCCUCUUGUUCUAGCCGUAGGUACGCCAUGGUUGAUACCGGAAAGCGCUCGAUGGCUGGUCAGCCAAGGUCAGAUAGACAGGGCCAUUAAAAUCCUUGGUAAAUUCGAGCGAAUCAACGGCACCAAGGUGCCCGAUGACAUCUAUAGACGAUUCCGGGAAACCUGUGCCAGAAUCUGCAAAGAGGAGGAAGCAGACAAAACGUACUCCGUGUUGGAUCUAUUUAGAACGCCACGACUACGGAAUAUCACGAUUCUAUUUAUUGUUAUUUGGAUGGCGAUUUCUUUGGUGUUCGAUGGUCACGUACGAAACGUCGAUAAUUUAGGCCUGGACGUGUUUGUUACGUUCACGAUUGCUGCAGCAACCGAGCUGCCUGCUGACACGUUCUUCACGCUCGUUCUUGAUCUAUGGGGCAGAAGAUGGCUGGCAUGUGGUUCCCUCGUCAUUUCUGGUAUCUUCAGCAUCUGGGCUUCUGCCGUUUCCAAUAGUUCAUUAUUUGCUACAUUGCUAGAAUAG
This is a messenger RNA of Bombus huntii, 1073 nucleotides long. RefSeq names its product organic cation transporter protein-like. Gene Ontology annotation, biological process: transmembrane transport. NCBI's taxonomy places the organism in Eukaryota, Metazoa, Arthropoda, Insecta, Hymenoptera, Apidae. Gene Ontology annotation, cellular component: membrane. The record is from RefSeq and is a predicted model, not a curated record. The transcript is spliced from 5 exons. Gene Ontology annotation, molecular function: transmembrane transporter activity. The coding region runs from base 462 to 1073 and encodes 203 amino acids.